UUCUUCGUUUCUGCUUCCAGAACACCGCAUCCGCAUCGCCACGGCUCCUCCGAAAGCGAAGUGCAACGGCCCCCGCUCCUCUAUUCGCGCAAAAAUCGACAAACGGCCCGUCGCCUGCGCCCUGCGCCCAGCGAUGUGCCCGACGACGCCCGAUCGCCGGUAUCAGGCCGGCUCCGGCAAGGCGAGCUGGCGGGAAGAGGCCGUGGCCGCCGGCUCGCUGCGGCAGGUGGACCUGGACCGAGGCACCAACGGAUGGGCCUCGCCACCGGGGGACCUGUUCCACCUGCGCGCGUGCCGGUACUUCUCUGGCGGAGGGGGGAGGCGCGCGAAGGCGCCGUCCGCCGCGGAGUGGCUGCUUCGGCCCGCCGGCGUCGACUGGCUCCGCUCCCACGCGCGGCUCGACCACGUGCUUGCCCGCGACGACAACCGCGUCGCCGCCGCGUUCCGCUGCGCGCGCCUGAGGAAGGACCCCACCGCCCACUUCCUCCUCGCCGUCAAUCUCCAGGUGCCGGGCCGGCCGGACGCGUACAGUGCGGUGUUCUACUUCGCGGCGGAGGCGCCCAUCCCGCCGGACUCGCUGCUCGGCCGCUUCGUCCACGGCGACGACGCGUACCGCAACGCCCGCUUCAAGAUCGUGAACCGCAUCGUCAAGGGUCCCUGGCUUGUCCGCGCCACCGUCGGCAACUACGCGGCGUGCCUCCUCGGCCGCGCGCUCACGUGCCGCUACCACAAGGGCGAGGACUACCUCGAGAUCGACGUGGACAUCGGCAGCUCGGCGAUCGCGAGCGCCAUCCUGCAUCUGGCGCUGGGCGCCGUCACAUCCGUGACCAUCGACAUGGGGUUCCUUGUCGAGUCCCAGUCGGAGGAGGAGCUGCCUGAGAGGCUGUUCGGCGCUGUGCGCAUCGCGCAGAUGGAGAUGGGUGCGGCUAAGUAUGUGGAGCCGCCGCCCGAUGAGGCGAUGCCUGAGACGGCCGGCAAGGCUGGAGCGGGGUUCAGGGUUGGCUCGGCGAAGGUGGCCAAUCAUAGCCGCCAACAGGAACAUGCCGGCGACAAGGUCGGCAGGUCGAUGAGUUGCCAGGAGCGCGAGAGCGGAGGAAAAUAGAUGCGAAAUCCAUCAGGCAGAGAGAACCUACAAGAACUGGAGGAGAAGGCCGAGUAACACAACAUAAAACGCGAAAGCUGGUGCCACGAACAUCCCUUCAUUUGGUUCUGAUCAGAACUUAAACCUGAUCGAUGCGAAGUAGUAUAGUAUUACUUUGAUGAUUCAGUUAGUGACACGAUCUCAGCUUGUCUUGAGUUGCAGCUAACCCCAUAAUUCUCUCAUAGUUGGAAAAUAUUUGGCCUGA
Molecule: messenger RNA, 1346 nt
Organism: Phragmites australis (common reed)
Lineage: Eukaryota; Viridiplantae; Streptophyta; Magnoliopsida; Poales; Poaceae
Product: protein ENHANCED DISEASE RESISTANCE 2-like
Exons: 3
Coding region: 134-1102 (322 amino acids)
Source: RefSeq, a predicted model, not a curated record